Lolium rigidum is the source of this 1150-nucleotide messenger RNA. RefSeq names its product transcription factor ILR3-like. The record is from RefSeq and is a predicted model, not a curated record. Lineage: Eukaryota; Viridiplantae; Streptophyta; Magnoliopsida; Poales; Poaceae. Bases 180 to 887 code for a protein of 235 amino acids. The transcript has 5 exons. Gene Ontology annotation, molecular function: protein dimerization activity; DNA-binding transcription factor activity. Gene Ontology annotation, biological process: regulation of DNA-templated transcription; intracellular iron ion homeostasis.
AAACACCGGAGCACAUACGCAGGUCGAUUUAUCAACUCAUUUCCCCCCGCCGUCCCGAUCUCCCGUCUCCCUCCCCGGCUCGUGCCAUCCCCACGCCACCGCCGCCUCCGCCUCAAAAGAUCUGCCAUCCCCCGGAUAACAGCCGGGGUUCUCGGGAUUUGACCUGCUCGGUCGUCGCGAUGAGCUGCGGUGGGAACAACGCGUGGCUGCUGGACUACGGCCUCGUGGAGGAGGAGAUCCAGGGCUCCGAGUUCAUCUACAUGGUCGACGACCCGCCCGUCUCCAGCGUGAUAUUGGGGUUUGAUGCUCCCAGAAGGGACGACGGUGGCCAGGACAACUCCGGCGCCAAGAAGAGAUCCCGUCCAGAGUCGAGCGCACCGCCUGGCACCAAGGCCUGCCGCGAGAAGCUCCGGCGAGACAGGCUCAACGAAAGGUUCAAUGAGCUCUGUGCAGUCUUGGAACCCGGGAAACCGCCCAAGGCCGACAAGGUCGCCAUCCUCAGCGACGCCGCUCGCCUCCUGGAACAGCUGCGUGCUGAGGCUGAGAAGCUCAAGACGUCGAACGAGUCGCUGCAGGACUCCAUCAAGAGCCUCAAGUCAGAGAAGUCGGAGCUGCGAGACGAGAAGACGAAGCUGAAGGCGGAGAGGGAGAGGCUGGAGCAAAUGCUCAAGGGCGUCAGCGCUGCGGCCGCUCCACAACAGUUCAUGCCGCACCCGGCUGCCAUGGCGCCACCACACUUCCACCCGGCGGCAGCGUAUGCGCAGGCCGGCAAGUUCGUCCCUGCUUACGCCGCAGGCUACCCACCGCCGGCCGCGUUCUGGCAGUGGAUACCGCCGACGUCGCUGGACACGUCCAAGGAUUCAGCGCACUGGCCGCCGGUUGCGUGAUCAGCUCGAUCACGUACGGCGUCAAUCAUCAGGACGCAUGUGCUGAACUUGCUCUUGGUGUAGAAGUUUGACAAAAGCACACGCCCGAAGAUAGCAUUGGGUGCUGGUGAUUGUGUAGCGAUUUCUAUGAUUGUGGUGUGGAUAUAAUGAUCCAGGGUCACCUGAUAGAGAUACUGGGUGAUCAUUGCUCAUUGGAUCAGUCAAUGUAACAGCUCUAAUGUUGUAGUUAUGAAGAUGAUUCAUAAAUAGGACGGUGCUUAUAG